AUGUUAUUGCAGCGCCCAGGGCUCGUUGGCAUGAGACGCUUCCGCAGCCUUUGCGAGUCUCAAAGAAGCCGCAGAGGGAACAAAUGGGGAUGGCCACAAGGAUUCUUUAUUAGGAUCCGCCUCACAAUGCUGCAUGUCUGCCAGCUUUCGGGCCAGCUCCUGGCCACGAUGGCCCAAGAUGAGAUCCAGAGCGUGCAGGCCUUGCGACGAAGUCUUCAGGCCAAGUGCGGCGUGCCGCGGUUCAGGCAGAAGCUUCUAAGGGAGGAUGGCACCGCACUGGAGGACGGGGACAGUUUGCAGGCGACCUACUUGACCUACUUGCAGCUUGUAGUGCUACCACUUCCCAGGGAGGCAUCUCCAGAGGACGCGGAGGAUCUGGCGAAGGCGGCAGAGGAUGGAUCCCUGCGUCAGCUGGAGGACAUGCUCCGGAAGCCCUUAGAUCCAGAUCUCAUGUUUGCUGGCAAGACGUCCCUGAGCCUCGCAGCAUGCAAAGGGCACCUGGAUGUGGCGCGCUUGCUUCUGGAGGCGGGAGCGGACAAGGACAAAGUGACAGACGGCGGAUGGAUCCGCACCACUGCCCUUGGCCUUGCAGCCGGCGAAGGCCACGUGGACGUGGUAUGUUUGCUGCUGCAGGCCAGGGCGGACUGCAACAAAGUUGAGGUCACCACCAGUGUAGUCACAAGUGCAACACCUCUUGGUCUGGCUUCGAUGAAGGGCCACAUGAAGAUCAUCCACCUGCUCUUGGACGCUGGUGCUGACAAGGAAGUGGUGUCGAAGGUGCGGCAAACACAUGCAACGCCCCUGGGUCUCGCCGCCAGUACCGGUCAGUUGGAAGUUGUCCAUCUGCUACUCGAAUCACUCGAAGGGCAAGCGAGUCAAGCAGAUCAGGAUGGUGGUGAAGGCGAGGCACCCCUUGCCUUGGCUGCGGGUAAGGGCCAUGGAAGCAUCGUGCGCCGGUUGCUGGAGGCCAAAGCCGACAAGGACAAAGGAUCCAACGGCGACUGGUUCCGUGCGACAGCCUUGGGCUUCGCGUCCGCCGAGGGGCACCUGGACAUCAUGCGCCUGCUGAUAGAGGCACAGGCCGACAAGGACAAGGUCGAACUUUCUGAACAACCUGGGCAGAAAUCAAAGAGAUCCGCAACCCCUUUGGCCCUGGCGGCCUUUGAAGGCCGCAUGGACGUUCUUCAAUUGCUGCUAAAUGCUGGUGCGGACAAGAAUGUGGCUUCCAGGGUUGGUCGCAGUGAGGCAAGCCCCUUGGGCUUUGCAUGCGUCCGAGGCCAGCUAUCAAUCGUGCAGUUACUCCUAGACCUCGGGGCCGAGAAGGAUGGAGUCCAGGGAGCAGCACCUCUAGUGUUGGCAUCGGGUCGCGGCCAUGUGGCAAUUGUCAAUUUGCUUCUGACCGCCAAUGUCAAGCUGGAGCAGACUGCCAGCGUAGGGGGUGUGAAGAUGACAGCCUUGGGCUAUGCUGCCCAAGAAGGCCAUCAAGAAGCACUUCGACAGCUGCUUGCGGCCGGCUGCAACGUGGAUGGAGAGAACGGGGGCUGUGCACCGCUCAGCUUGGCAUCCGGCGCGGACAACACGGCCAUCGUGCAGCUUCUCUUAGAGGCAAAGGCAGACAAGGACAAGCUUUCCUACUAUGGCACCUCGUAUGUCACACCGCUUGGCGCGGCAGCUCUCCAUGGGCAGCUGGCCACCGUGCGCUUGCUGCUGGGGGCUGGGGCAGACAAAGAUGGUAGAAACGGUCGAGCUCCCCUGACUUUGGCAGCCAGCAGGGACCACAUGCAUGUUGUCCGCACGCUGCUGGAUGCCAAUGCCGACAAGGACAAGAUUUCUGACAUUGCCGACGGUCUUCAGUUGACGCCUCUUGCCUCGGCAUGCCAUCAUGGCCAUACGCAAGUCGCACGCUUGCUGCUAGAGGUGGGUGCCGACAAGGAUGGAACAGGCGGUGCGGCACCUUUGGCUUUGGCUUCCAGCGGUGGCCAUGUGCACAUCGUAAGCCUCUUGUUGCAGGAAGGCGCCGACAAGAACAAUGUCGUCUCGAGCGGCAAGUGGCACCACACCACAGCUCUUGGCUUUGCAUCCAUGGCAGGCCACACGAAAGUUGCCCAGCUGCUCUUGGAGAGCGGUGUCACUGUCGACGGAGAUGGGACAUGGACAUCACCACUGGCCGGGGCAGCUUUUAAGGGCCAUUUGGACAUGGUCCGGAUGCUGCUGGAGGCAGGGCAGAGAAGGAUCAGAUCACGCGUCUCGGAGGCUUCCUCACAACGCCUCUUGGCUUGGCAUCCCAGGGUGGCCACGAAGACGUUGUUCGCUUCUUGCUGGCCGACCGGGCUGAUGUGA
Symbiodinium natans is the source of this 2340-nucleotide messenger RNA. NCBI's taxonomy places the organism in Eukaryota, Dinophyceae, Suessiales, Symbiodiniaceae. The record is from the annotation of a GenBank genome assembly.